Seminavis robusta is the source of this 291-nucleotide messenger RNA. The record is from the annotation of a GenBank genome assembly. NCBI's taxonomy places the organism in Eukaryota, Bacillariophyta, Bacillariophyceae, Naviculales, Naviculaceae.
AUGGAAACAGAAGAGCCCGAAAAGGCCGCAAGCAGUUCACAAGCAACUGCAGAAACGGAGACGAAGCAUCGCAGACGAAGAAAGAAGAUGGUGGAGCAAACAUUCACGGACGAAAACGGAUACAUCUACACAGAGACAAAGGCUGUCUGGGAAGACGUGCCUUCUGAUGAGGAAGAGCAAUUCCCAGUGCCUUCCAAAAAGAUUGUUCAGGCAAAGGGAAAGAAGCCCAUCAAAAAACCAAGCAAACAAGGGAGUAUCACUAGCUUCUUUGGAAAGCCAAAGAAAAAGUAA